This is a messenger RNA of Ornithorhynchus anatinus (platypus), 1785 nucleotides long. RefSeq names its product tripartite motif containing 65 (gene TRIM65). The coding region runs from base 57 to 1601 and encodes 514 amino acids. The transcript has 6 exons. The record is from RefSeq and is a predicted model, not a curated record. Gene Ontology annotation, molecular function: protein binding; zinc ion binding. Lineage: Eukaryota; Metazoa; Chordata; Mammalia; Monotremata; Ornithorhynchidae. Gene Ontology annotation, biological process: positive regulation of autophagy.
UUCCGCCCCCGUUGUCCGUUUUUUCGGGCCCGGCUUCCGGUGGAGGCGGCGAGAAGAUGGCGGCGGUUCCCCUGGAGGAGCAGCUGGUGUGCCCCAUCUGCCUGGAGCUGUACGCCGAGCCGGUGACGCUGCCGUGCGGCCACAGCUGCUGCCGGUCCUGCAUCGAGGAUCACUGGGCCCGGCGCGGGGAGGUCACCGACUGCCCGGCCUGCCGGGCGCUCUUCUCCCGCCGCCCCGACCUGUGCAAAAACGUGGCGCUCUGCGACGUGGUGGAGGCCGUGCGGGCCGGUCCUUUGACCUCCGACCCCGCCCCCGGGGCCCGGUGCCCGCGCCACGGCCGGGCCGUGGAGCUCUACUGCCAGACCGAGCGGCUCUGCGUCUGCUGCGCCUGCACCGUGCACGUCUGCCGCGGCCACCGCCGGGCCCUGCUGGAGACGGAGCGAGAGGCCCAGCAGGAGCACCUCAGGGAGAGCCUGGCGGAGAGCCGGAGGCAGGUCGUGGCCGCUCAAGAUCGGCUCCACCAGUUGCAGCGGCAGAGUGACGGGAUCGAGGACUCUGCCUCUACCCUGAUCGUGGCCGUCACCAACAAGCUGUCCUCCCUGCUGCGGGCCCUGGAGGCCUGGCGGGAGGAGGUGCUCUGGGACCUCACCUUGGCUAAGGCCGCCGCCCUGGGCCAGGCCCAGGACAACCAGAACCGACUUCGGGACCACCUGGACGGCCUGGCCCGGUACCAGCAGCAGAUCGAGAUGCUGCUGGCCUGCCCCGACCACGUCCGCUUCCUCCAGGAGUCGGUGCGGCUGGCGGCCCCGCCGGCCCUGGCUGCGCUGCCCCCACCUCAGUGGGACGAGGCCGGCCUGCGGGAAGGACUGGAGGCCGUGCUGGCCCAGCUCUCCCGACUCCUGCUGCACAAGGACCCCCAGCCCCCGAGCCCCACUCCCGCCGCCAGCCCGGAGGAGACCACCAGACCUACCCCGCUGUCCUCGAGCCCACAGUGCAGACAGAGGAGAGAACUUCAGAAGAAUUACCGCAACCUGACCUUCGACCCCGACACGGCAAACCGCUACCUGGCCCUGUCCUGCCAGAACCAGCGGGCCUCGCACGGGCGCAGGGCGGUGGAGCGAGGCCCGGGCGGGGACGGGGAGCGUCCCGGCCGCUUCGAGCUGUGGCAGGUGCUGUGCUCCCAGAGCUUCAAGUCCGGCUGCCAUUACUGGGAGGUGCGCUUGUCUGACCACGCCGUGGUGGUGGGCGUGGCCUACGCCGAGCUGGAGAGACGCAAGCGGGGCCACAACCCCAACAACAUCGGGCGGGGGCCCUGCUCCUGGGGGCUGCAGGUGCUGGAGGACCGCUACGAGGCCUGGCACAACGGGCAGAGUCAGCAGGUCCCGGAGCCCCGGGGCCCGCCCACGCAACGCCUCCUGGGCGUGGAGCUGGACAUGGCGGCCGGCUGCCUGUCCUUCUUCAGCCUGGAGCCCCAGACGCAGCUCCUCCACUCCUUCUCCGGCUCCCUGUUCACCAAGCCCCUGCACCCCGUUUUCUGGCUGUGCGAGGGGCGGACCGUCACUCUGUGCCAGCUGCCCGAGCCCCCCGCCGGCCCCGUGUGAGCGGCCCCCCGGGCUCCGGCCUCGACUCUGGGCCCGGUCCCGGUUCUUCCUCCUCCUCCUGGGGCAGAUCUCUGCCUCGGUUUCCCCGGGGCAGCUGUCACAGCGCCCCACCCCGCUGUGUACGAUCGGGUCGGGGGCUCCUAGAAGAAAGAAAACAAGGCCCUGUUCUGGGCUUCAAAUUACA